CAUGCUCAGCUUGGGGCAGGCCGCAUUGGAAAGGAUGACAAGAUGGCGACCGCGAUGUACCUGGAGCACUACCUGGACAGUAUUGAAAACCUUCCCUGUGAACUUCAGCGGAUCUUCCAUCUGAUGAGGGACCUAGACCAGAGAACUGAAGACAAAAAAGUUGAGAUUGACAAAUUGGCAACUGAAUAUAUCUCAAAUGUGAAGGACCUAUCUCCUGAUCAACGUGUUGAUCAAUUGAAGAAGAUUCAACUUGCCUACAAUAAAUGCAGAGAAUACAGUGAUGACAAAGUACAGUUAGCAAUGGAGACAUAUGAAAUGGUUGACAAGCACAUAAGACGGCUGGAUGCUGAACUUGCCAGGUUUGAAGCUGAUUUGAAGGAAAAGUUGGAAUCAAGUGAUUAUGACAGUUCAGCUGGGAGAGGCAAUAAGAAAGGCAGAGGCCAGAAAGACAGGAGGGGUUCUCGGGGCCGUGGCAGACGGGGAUCAGAUGAUGAUAUGCCAAAGAAGAAGAAGCAGAAAGCAGGGUCAGAAUACUCUGAAUCAAUUUUGAAAAUGCACCCAUCUGAUGUGUUGGACAUGCCAGUUGAUCCCAAUGAACCCACCUAUUGUCUGUGUCACCAGGUUUCUUAUGGAGAAAUGAUUGGCUGUGAUAACCCAGAUUGUCCAAUUGAGUGGUUUCACUUUGCCUGUGUGGAUCUUGCAACAAAACCAAAAGGGAAAUGGUUCUGUCCAAGAUGUACCCAGGAAAGGAAAAAGAAAUGAAGCUAUUCUGCUCACUUGCCUCCACAAUGUGCUUUUUGUUCUGUCUUCAAACAUUGCAAUUUUAUUUAAUCUUCCCUAACUUGUGACUUGCAUGGGAGCUGGGCAGGAGAUUUGUUUUAUUUUUCUCAAACUGGUUUAAUGAGAACCAGCUGGGGUUUUUUGACAUUUCAUUUCCAGGUAUAUUAACCUGUUUUGGACAUUGAAGGUAUUCUGUAGCUCAAUAAGCUGUGAUAUACCAAUUCGUCCAUGAUAGAUAGAGCCAACAGGUUGCAGAUCCAUUUCAGGAUUGAUUUGUGAGGCCUGAAGUGUGCUGCUAAUAAAUGGAAAUGAAAGGUGAAAAUGUACAAGGUUCUUUAUUGGAGUUUAAGAACAGGGAGCCAUUGUGGAAAUAUUCAAGCUUUUUUUUAACUCACCGUAUUGAAAUUAUAGCAAUAAAAUAUUGACUGUAGUAACUUGAUAACUCCAAAAUCUUGCUCCCUUUGGCCCUAGAGAUAACAGUACAGGGAAACAAAUGUACAGUUCUCUGCUGUCAAAGGGAUAAAAACAAUGUUGUAAUUCACUGGAUAUUAAAGAUAGCAUUUACCAUUGUAACCACUGCUAUCCCUGGUCCCAAGAAGACACUAGAUUUGUAUCACAGUUGCAGGUAUGUCGAACCCAUGUGAGCCCAUGGAAGCAACUGUUGACCGGGAUUUUGUGUUACUCGAGACCAAAGCUGCUUUAAGAAAGGAACUGACUGCCUCUACAAAGUUGAUAUUAACCGGAAUUUGUUAUUAAGUAGGGUGUAUUGUUUUGUGAAAUACAAAAUAAUAUAUAUGAUUGUGAUAGUGAGAUAAACCUGUAUACUUUGGCAAAAAGUUGUUUUAAAGAAAAUGGGUAACGUCCAUUUUAUUGUGCAAUAUUAUGAUUGUGAUACUUUCAUAAAGGACUAUCCAUUGAAAGGAUUAUAUUACAGGGCCGCAGACCCUGGAAAGUUAUCUCAGAAGUUGGAUCUUGUAAUCCAUAGGGCCUACAACUCAAAUGAUAGGAUAUUUUAUUUUGAACCACUGUUGUUGGUGUGUAUUCUUGAUACUGCAUCUUUUUAAUCCACACAUUUGAAUGUUUUUAGGAAUGCUUCUGCCUGUUCAGUAUUGAAGGAAGAUUUAAAACCAAAAUAAACUUGCACCAGUUUUCUUUUCUUGAAGAAUUAUAUGAAGUUGGUCUUACCAUAGUGAAUAAACAGGGACUUCAUGUGACUGAUUUAAGCAUUAUGUAACUGUGGACUGCAAAAAUAUUGAAUGUGCACAAGUGCAAGUUUGUAGAUCAUGAAGGAUCAUAUGUUAUAGCUCCAACUUCAGGAGUGACCCUUCUCAUGGCUCUUUUGAUUGAAAUAUGAAUUUGUGUGGUACAUGGACCCUUCCUGCCACUUCUGGAAGAUUUGUUUACCAUCCGUCAAGUGUGUUACAUGUGGGAACCUGCCAGGCUUCACUAAGCAUCUUGGAACUGUGCUUGUGAAAUCUUGUUAGUUUUGCAAGAUUACAAAUUCUUAAUCUAUAGAGAGACACUUUCACCCAAAUCCAUAGAGCUUUGGUGCAGACUUAUCGACCUGAGGCUAUGAAUUUUCCAGCUGUGUGAAGCAUUAUGGCUGGAACCUAACCAGUGAAAACCAUGCUACUUUUACCUUAGAUGCAUUGGUAUGCUCUUCAUUGCUUGUUUGGGCAGACCCAUUAAGCCAUUUGCUUAAUUAGGUUGGAUAGGAUGAUUGGCCUAUAUUUCAGAUCCUUCCUCAUCAAUCAAUAGUGUACUCGUGAUACAGACCUGAUUCAGGCAUUGGAUUACGGAGAGUGCCACAGAUAAUGUGACUUGGUUCUGACCUUCAGUCAUCAGGCAAGUGAUCUUGAAGCUACUGUGACUCCAAAAGACAUGGGUGGAAUUCUUAAGUACACUACUGAAAAAGUUUCUCCAAAUCAGAGAAUGAGAAGUGUACAGUACUGGCUGUUAUUCCUGUUUACCUGUCCACUUAUUCAUUAAGAGAUGAAUAUAUUGAGCCAGCACUGACCUCCUUAAUGCAAAGCUAUUGAUUGUAUGAAUUUUAGUGAAUCUAUUUGGCUUUGGUCUGUCAGAUAUUGGUGACAGACACCAGAACCUACUGAAAUCAGCUUCAGGCAGCACCCACUUGUUGUUAGCUUUGCUCCUCAAUUUGUUUACAAGGCACCAUACUGUUGUAUUCAGAACAUUACAAUAAACGAUUUACCCAGAAGAGAGGGAGAAACAGCUUGAUCUCAAGUAUACAGGAGCCAAACCACAAUGUGAAAAAUCAAUAAAGAAUAAUGCUUUCCAGUCUUAAAGAAGAUGGUUGAUCAUGAACUCAGUCAAGUAUUUAAAUACUAAAUUCUGUGUAUAAGGUACAGAUUAUAAAAAUAUGCCAAAGAUGUAGGACUUGAGGCCAUAAAUUGAAAUGGGAAGUAAAUAGAAAAUAUUGAGAGGAAUCUUUACAUAAACAAUGUUUGGAGUAAUUUACAAAGCAGGAUGAAGAAAGAAAAAGCGAUGGGGUUAUUUGAGAUAAAUUUGGAUUCCAUUGUGAAGCACUGGUGAAUGAGAGAAAUAGUAUGAAUUGGUAAAAUAGCCAUUCCUUAUUCCUAAAUUUGUAAUGUAAUUUAUGGUUUAAGUGGUAAUGCUGUGAUAGCUAUUUUGUUGAUCAUUGUUGUAAAUAUGUUUGAACCGAUAGACCAUGUUGGUAAGUGUAUCACUGAAAAAAUCUACACAACAUUCUUCACUCAUAUCCACAGUUAUCCACAGAAAAAUAUACACUGGUUAGUUCAGGAAUGGCAAGACAUUGAUUCGUGUGGAGCUGGCAUGCUUUUCACAGUAAAGGAGAAUGUCGGAAUGAACCAUUUUGACCUCUAAUCUCGGUAUAGCCUGGAAUCAGGCGCCCCCAUUUAGUGCCUGUAAUAGACAUUAUAACUGCGUGCUGGAAGAGUUAAAGAAAAUAUGAUAUUCAGCUUCAACGUGGACAUUUAUAAUCAAAGUAAUUUUGAAAGAUUGAAAUAUUGACACUUAAAUAAGCUAAUAUCAGUCCACUUUUUCUCAGUGAUCACAAUCAAAGAUUUGGAUGGGAAAUAUUUUUUUCAUGUUAGCUCAUUGACUAUUAUUACUUCAGAAUUUUAGCUACAUUUCAUUUCUUCUUUCUGAUGUGUGUCCCACGUACUUAUACAAAUCUAUUGGUAUGGCUAAGAUUUUUCUUAAAAUAAGAUGGAACUGGCAUCUAGUUUCUCUUGUCAUUCAUGUGCAGUCUUGGCAUGAUCUAAUUGAAUCAAAGCAUGAGAAUCCAGACAGCACUGUAAAAGGGAGAUAAAAAACGCUUUUUUUUUGGAUCAUAGUGGUUUUUGGGAUACAGCAUAUUUUCAAAUUUUCUUCUCCAUUUGGAAAACAAUCCAAUUCCCACUUGGGUGUUUCUUAUUCUCCCAACUCUUAUUUUCCUGCAGCACAACUUAAAUUUGAAAUUUUGAGUUGGAGUAACUUGGCAUUGUAUUUGUAGCACAUCAGAGCUCUGCUGUACUGUUCCCAAUUUAUGGGAGUGACGUUUCGUGCAGCAUGUCUUUUUUUUAAAUGCCAUCAUUCCCACCUAAUCUAAAGUUCUUAUCGUUCCAGCACUGGGGAAUGUACUAUUCGGGGAACUGAUCAUUUUGUAGAUCUGCAAACAUGUGGAUCAACAUUAGACUCAUGUUCAUGCAACAUAAACAAAAACUGUGCAGUGAAGACACCUUGUUCAUUGUUCUGUACACAACUGAGAUUAGUAACUGUGCAAUGUUUUACAUAUCGGAAUGUCAUAGAGUCCUCUCCUUAGGCACAAUUAAUUUUAUAGGUUAAUCUAUAAGCACUUUAAUAUGUAAAACUUCAUCCAUGAGCCAUUUAUAAGUCUGUGGCAAGAGACUGUAUUUGUUUCAGAUCUUGCUAUGAACGAUGUGUGUGAGACAGGCCUUAAGUAUUUAGUGUACAUUUUUUUCAGAUAAAACACUGACCAGUAAGGAGACAGUGAUGGUAGCAAUAAAUGCUUGUGUAGGCUUUAUUGGCAAUCAGUUUUUGUUUGGUUUGGCUUGUUAGAAAGGGGUAACUGCAGUGUAAUGAAGGAGCAGCUUUUGUUUUGAUUGACAGGGUUGUAUAUGAAAAAUCCAUAGAUGAACUAAACUAUAAUUCUGACAAUCUUUUCAUCUUCUAUUUUACAGUUGCUCAUAAUGCCUUUAAGUUUGGACAGUGUGGAUGUUCCCUUUGUAAACAAAUAUUGUAAACAUUUUUUUAAAAAUGAUAGUAUAUCUGUAUUUUUAGAUGAUGUAAU
Messenger RNA from Hemiscyllium ocellatum (epaulette shark), 5074 nucleotides. RefSeq names its product inhibitor of growth family, member 5a (gene ing5a). Gene Ontology annotation, biological process: positive regulation of apoptotic signaling pathway; positive regulation of DNA-templated transcription. Lineage: Eukaryota; Metazoa; Chordata; Chondrichthyes; Orectolobiformes; Hemiscylliidae. Gene Ontology annotation, molecular function: chromatin binding. Gene Ontology annotation, cellular component: nucleus. The transcript has 8 exons. Bases 43 to 762 code for a protein of 239 amino acids. The record is from RefSeq and is a predicted model, not a curated record.